AUUUUUUAUUUUUCAGAGAAAUGUAGAAUGCUUGCAUAUCAACCUUGGCUUAUUUAACCUUAGUAGAUUUAUCAAUAAUCAUUAAUUCAAUUUGUAAACAAAAUAAAACUUUGAAACUGUGUACGUCAGAGUUAUGUAAACAGUGUACUGCUUCUGCUCAAACAUAUUCUAUUGUGAGAACAAGUUCAAGAUAUUGAUGUCUGUACACUGGCUAGCCUGAGCGGCCUCCCACUGUGGCGGCAGUAUGAGCCACGCCCCCCGACACUGGCGGCGUGGGGGCGGAGUAGUUCUGUACCAGACAGAUAUGCUGGUGAGCCGGAUACUGAGCUCCUACCCGAUCUUCACAUUGGAACCGAGCUGACCCAACCUCGUCGUUUCGGCUCCUCAUACCUUCUUAGACCAAGAACACCAAACCUGCUCAGGCACUAUUCUGUAUCUACUGAUUGUGUACAGUCAGAACAUCAUGGGCUGUUUUCCCGCCCAAACUAUCAAAAUGGCGGACUCCAAGAUGGCCGCCAGUCAAGCAUGUUGCUCAGACCUGACUGGGAACCCAGGAUAUCCCGUAUGCCUCCCCUAGAAACCAGUUACAGAACCAAUAUUUCAAACCAAGAUAUAAAUGACAGAUUCCUUAGUGAUAGUUACCCAUUAGAGACUAGUGGUGGUCCCUACAGGCAUUCAAGAGAAUUGCAACUUAGAUCACGUGACCCGUCCCUUUUACGUGAACGUAGGAAAAAAACUGUUCGGUUCGACUCAGGAAAUUUGUCAGAUGAAAUUUAUGAGAGUGAGGCAGAUCUAUCAGAAGGCUGGCUUACUCUACAUGACCAGGGUCUGCGCCGGAUAAAACGCCAUCCUUGGACAGUUGGAACCUUUCCUGGUCGCAGUAUACCUCAUGCUCCAGGAUCCAUCCAUCCAAACCAUCCUCACUGGGACAGGCAGGAGAGCCAGGAUAGUACUGCAAGGGAUUCUGGUAUAGAUACAUCCAGCUGUUUUACUGGUAGUGAGGACAGUAAUCAUAGAGAUCCCAGGAAUAACAAGGGGUUACAGGGUGGUGCUGCUGGGUCCAGGAUGGUUGCUCAUAUUCGUCUUCAAAACUUCCCACAAACCUAUCCUUCAGAUAUACAAGCUAGUAUAGGACUCAAAAUAAUUGGUGGAAACCUGCUGCCCAGCAACAAGUACGGCGCUAUUAUUGAGAAAGUAAAAAAGGGAAGCGCAGCUGACAUUGAAGGUCGUCUUCUUCCAGGGGAUGAAGUUCUAGAAUGGAACGGACAUAGUCUUCAAUCUAAGACUAGAGAGGAGGUUGAGGAUAUCCUAGCUCUAUCUGGAGGGGGUAGAACAGUUGAAAUGUUGGUGAGAAGAGAGACAACCAGAAGUUUUUUACAAAAGGAUUACGAUGAUUUCUCCCGACCUGCACAUUUACCUCUAGCGGACAAUAGACUGGAUCGGAGAAGAGGGGAAGCGGGUAGGGGAGCUCGGUUACAAGUUAAGACCUGGUAUGACAAGGUUAGAUUAGAACUUGUUGUAACUGUUCUUGGUGCAGUAAAUCUCCCUCACAGGGACAAUGGACAGUACAGGAAUCCCUAUGCAAAACUGUAUCUUCUGCCGGACAGAAGUGAGCGGUCUAAACGUAGAACUAAAACCCUGGCAAAUACCAAUCAUCCUCGAUGGAACCAAAGCUUUGUUUAUCUAGCGAUCAGGAGACGGGAUCUUAGAUCUAGAAUACUAGAGGUCACUGUUUGGGACUAUGAUAGGUUUGGGGCAAACGAGUUUUUAGGUGAAGUAACAAUAGAUCUUGCUGUGUCUCCACUAGAUGAAGAAGCUGAAUGGCACUAUCUUUCCGCCAAUCAGGGCCGUGCUUCCCACCAUGGAGAUUCAAGACAAGGCUGGCUUUCAGAUUCCCCCGUUUCUGAUUAUGACGAGGGGUAUUCACUUUAUAGGGAUAAUCUAGUAGAUGGUAGAAGACGACGUAAUCAUCGGUCCCAUUCACCGCACAGAAGACAAAAACUAAAUGGACGUGAGGAUCGAUGGCGAAGUGAUAGUUAUGAUGAUCGGUGCCGAGAUGGUAGCUCAUUAUCUCACAACAGAUUCCAUUCCCUGGACAGCAGGUUGCCACACCAUGGAACACCGUUAAGUUACGCUGACAACGCAGACUUUAGUGAUUCUGAUUCUGAAUGGUUGGAAGAUAGGGACGGGUGGUCAGAUAGGAGGAAUGUCCCAAGGUCCGGUGAUUAUUAUAUUGCACGAGGAACACGACCGCGAGCACACAGCUACGAGGGCUCACGCUCGCGGGGAUAUCAAGGAGGACCUGAACCCCGACUUUUAUCUCGUGAAACUGAUCAGAAAAGUGCCUUCCCCAAGACCCAAGAUCCACCAGAAUCAACGGUUCAACCAUCCACAUCAGCUGUAGUUACAACCUCCCAACAGCAGGGGUCAACCCAAUCCAGAACCCGAACCAGUUCCCUUGGUCCUAAACCUCACCAGGCUCAGAUGCUUCAACAGCAACAGCAACAACAACAGCAGAUACAACAGCAUCAGGUUCAAGGACAGCUCCAGCGACAACAACAGAUGCAGCAACAGCAUCAACAACAACAGCAAGGAGCUGGUAGAGGUCGUCGACCUAAGCCUGGACAAGCAGCAGCUGCAGUAGAUGGAGAUUGGAGAGCUCCUCACCAGAAUAGUGUGACCCAUGUUGACCCUCAUGCUCCACUAGCUGGACUACCUCCAGGAGAAGUUGGUUAUCCAGUCAAUCCAGAGAUGCUCAGUUGUCUGAGUUUAUUGAAGGUCUUGGACCCGGUCAACUUGUUGGUAGACAGGUUUUGGGAUCUCCUGUCCUGGGAGAUAUCCAGCUCAGCCUGAUUGACCGGCGCGGGAACCUUGAACUAGAAGUUAUCAGGGCUAGAGGGCUGCAGACUAAAGCGGGUUCAAAACUGCUUCCAGCUCCGUGGGUGAAGGUUUACCUUGUAAGCGGGAAGAAAUGCUUGGCUAAAGCAAAAACAUCCCAGGCUCGUAGAACUCUAGAUCCACUCUUCCAGCAGCAGCUCAUCUUCAGCCAGAGAUAUGGGGGUUGUGUUCUUCAGGUGACUAUCUGGGGGGACUAUGGACGAGUGGAGGGUGCCAAGGUUUUCAUGGGAGUAGCACAAAUCCUAUUAGAUAACCUAGACCUUUCUGAGCUCGUGAUUGGUUGGUACAAACUCUUUGGAACAUCCUCAUUGGUCAGCGUACCACCAGGUGGUGGGAAAGACAGUGCCCUUCAGGAUAACUCUAAAACUGAGAUACAAAACCAGGUUUCGGAGGAGAGUAUAUCAGUUUCCGGUACAUGACACCUGGCCAGCACUCGGACCCUGCGACCAAAAGUGCGGAUAUACAUUAAAGUUUUUUCUAGUAGCCUUCUCAUACAGCUGUUCAUGUACGAGAACCCAACUCCAGGGGCUGCCAAGGUCCGGGCACACUCUUUAUAAAGUAUACGGAGGUACAGACGGUCAUUUAUCUCAAUGACCGGCCAACUCCUAGUCACCUAUUCACAGAUCGUCUCAUUCAGCUUGAGACAAACAUUCUAAAAUGUUCGUGUAUAAAAAAAGAAUGGACCAGCACUCCAACGUGAUAAAUUCAUUAUUUAGAGAUUAGAUCUUGAUGCAAGUGAACCUCAGAGAUGAAAAAUAUAAUCAUGGGAGAAUCUUCCCUCGGAAAAGUGUCCAAAAGACUUGGAAGGUUUUUGCAAGAUUUGUUUUUCGAUAAAACUUUUCAUUCAUAAAUAAUUCAGUCAUUAAGUACCUCUUUAAUCAUCUGUCAAACGCUGCAAGGAUAUAAUAUCAUUUUUUAGAAUUUAACUUUCCUCUUUAACGGGUUUUACUAAAUAUAGGAAAUUAAACUUUAGCUUAUGUUUAUUUUCAAUAAUAAUAGUUUUGAAGUUUUGAAAUGGAGUAAAUCAUUAUGAAAACUAUUAAACCUUGGUGUAAUCUGAUAUUAACUGACAAUUUAGUUGGUUUAAAAAUGAAGCGAUAAAAAGUUAGAGUUUAGAAUUCUAUGCCACCAUUUAUAUCAUUAACGAAUUUUAUGGAUAUAAUUGCGAUGCGAAAUGUUUGGUCAUCAAACCUUCAAAUUAAUAAUAAUUUGUUUUUGAUUUACAAAAUAAUAAUAAAGCUGCCUAAAGUCUGACACUAUAAUUUAAAAAGAUACGUAAAUAAUUCUUUCCAUGUCAGCAAAAACAUGCAUUAUAAAUUAUAUACAGGGUGAAACGUUUUGUUAAUUCUAGUUAAAUACUACCCCACCCCCCUCCCCCCUUUGGAUCAGAAUUGGGAACUCCCCCAUUUUUGUAUUGCAAAGGGGCAGUAAUCUUCAGUUCAUAAUCAAUAAAUCAAUCUUACUAUAAAAAUUCAAAUAAAAACUGAUUCAUAAAUUUUCUGAGCCCUCAAAAUUAAAAGCUAAACUACAACUUAAUCAAACCGUUUAAAUUAAUGCUUUAGAUGUAAAAAAUUGGCUCUGAAUAUUUUCUUUAACCUAUUUUUUUUUAACUCUCAUCCUAGGCUUAGUUUAUCAAUGUGAUCAAUUAUUUUAUUAUUUAGUAAAUUUAUUUUUAUUUUGAUCAUGUUUUCCCAAACUUUAUAUAUUGUAUAAUCACCAAAUUAUCAAACAGGACGGCUGUAAUUUUUCCCUAUUCAGUGUAUAUGUAUUAUGUAUAUCUUAUCUAUAAAGCAAACUAUUUUUUGGGUUUAUUUUGGAUUCCUUAUAAAAUGACUUGACCCCUAUAACUUUGAUUCAAAAUGCAAAAUAAACCCAACAAAUACCUGGCUGAGAGCUCAAGCUAUUUUCUAUUUCACGAACGAGAUUUUUAUAAUAUGAAUUAUAUCUAUAUCAAUAUACUUUAUCAAAAUAUACAUAGAAUAUUAA
Molecule: messenger RNA, 4884 nt
Organism: Eurytemora carolleeae
Lineage: Eukaryota; Metazoa; Arthropoda; Copepoda; Calanoida; Temoridae
Product: regulating synaptic membrane exocytosis protein 1
Biological process (GO): regulation of membrane potential; positive regulation of synaptic transmission; regulation of synaptic plasticity
Cellular component (GO): cytoskeleton of presynaptic active zone; presynaptic membrane
Molecular function (GO): small GTPase binding; transmembrane transporter binding
Source: RefSeq, a predicted model, not a curated record